CAGCGUGCACCCGCAGUGGCACAGUGGCAUCACGCGCUGGAACGCUGGCAAGGGUCACACAGGCACAUCCCAAACAGCUACGGCAACCCAAUCCCUAAAAUGUGCAGACGCCGGGGGUGUGGCCUCUGACAUCAGCACGCGCGCCCUACUACAGAACGCGGUGGAACGGCAGACUAGACCAACGAGACACGCAUCUUUCUGAUGCACCUCAACGGCAUCUGGGUUUUAAUUUGAUGUUUGUUUGUAUCGUGUUUUGAUUAUAAAGUCGUAUAGAUUACUAACAUCUAUACAACCAAAGGAUACCGCCGGAAUAGCGAUAAAGAACGAACAUCGGCAACUUUACGGACUCCCUCUUUGAUCUUCGGACCUCCUAAAAAAAGGCUCAAGGUCACCCCGUUCCAAACCCCCUCCUCCUCCACCCAGCGGACACGGAGCUGAUCCUCAGCCUGGUCGCCAGUCCCUCUGCCUCCCUGCUCCUCCUCUAUGCAGACACACCUGGAUCCUGGCCCAGACCGAGCGCUGACUGGCCGCCGUGCUGCUCGCUAGCCCGUGGACCGAGCCCAGCAGAACCUCCUCUCUCCCCUUCCCUCCCCCCUCGGACUCCUCCCACCCCCUCCAGACGGAGAGACCCCCCCCCCCCCCCCCUCAGAGCGGACGCGGGACUUUGACGCCGGGGGCCGAAGUGCGGUGGUGGAGGAGGAGGGAGGCUGUUUUUGGCGUCGGUUCGAGUCCCAACCCGGCUCGUCUCCCUGAGGUUCCUCUCGAGGACCUAUGAGCCUGGGCGGCCAUGGCGGCUGACAGCCUUCAGUACCGCGCCCUCUUCGAGUACAAGCGGGAGCGCGGAGAUGACAUCAGCCUGCUGCCCGGUGACCUGCUCACCGUCCCCAAGGCGACCGGCGUCGCGGGCGACCACCAGGAGGGCAACGAGCGCAGCCCCAGAGGGUGGCUGCACGGGACCAACGAGCGCACCAAGGAGACCGGAGACUUUCCCGGCACCUUUGUGGAGUACCUGGGGCUGGUGCGAGGGGGCCUGCCCCCUGCCAAGCCCUGGCCCAGGCCUGUGCCACCCACCCCGGGGGGAUCGCAGAGCGCCGUGGGCCCCCAGCCUCCGGGAGGCGGCAACGCCCCAGCAGGACUCACCUUGUACCACGCAAGGUUCUCCCGUAUUACUCAGAUUAAACACAGAAUUGUUUAA
Molecule: messenger RNA, 1195 nt
Organism: Osmerus eperlanus (European smelt)
Lineage: Eukaryota; Metazoa; Chordata; Actinopteri; Osmeriformes; Osmeridae
Product: phosphatidylinositol 3-kinase regulatory subunit alpha-like
Exons: 4
Coding region: 788-1195 (135 amino acids)
Molecular function (GO): protein binding
Source: RefSeq, a predicted model, not a curated record